Molecule: messenger RNA, 1105 nt
Organism: Hyphopichia burtonii NRRL Y-1933
Lineage: Eukaryota; Fungi; Ascomycota; Pichiomycetes; Serinales; Debaryomycetaceae
Exons: 1
Coding region: 140-1048 (302 amino acids)
Source: RefSeq, a predicted model, not a curated record
CACGUGAGUUUUUUUUGAUCUGAUAAGUUUUUGCAGUUUUUGAUUUUUUGCAGUUUUUGCGGUUUUGCAUUUGUCAAAAUUAAAUCUCUUUAUCGAAAGGAAUGCCAUUUGAAUAAGCAAUUUAUUCUCUGGAUUUAAGAUGACUGGGCCCUUUAAAGGUACUCUUCAUGGUUAUGCACCAAGACUAACUGCUUUUGAAUUUGAUGACGGAGCUCAAUUGGCUGAAAAUGUUCUCGUAUUCAUUGGGGGAUUAACUGAUGGUCUUCUUACUGUUCCAUACGUGCCCAAUUUGGCUGCUAGUUUGAGCAAAGAAACCAAUUCCAAAUGGGUAGUUGUUCAGGCAUUGAUAACUUCGUCAUACGAUGGAUGGGGAACUGGAUCGCUUGCUCGUGAUGUUGAAGAAUUGAGCUUAUUAGUGAAGUAUUUAAGAUCCAAUAAGGGUGGCCAACGGAAAAAAAUUGUCUUGAUGGGCCAUCUGACUGGUUGUCAGGAUACUAUAACUUAUUUGAGUAAGCUUUUGGUUAGCAAUGACGAUCAAUCCAUUCAAUUGGAUGGAGCUAUUCUUCAGGCUCCGGUUUCUGACUCCGAAGCUUUCGGUAGCGAAGUUGAGCCCGAAAAAUUGAACCAGUUAUUGGCUGAGUUGAAAGACUUGUUAGAUAAGGGCCAAGGUGAUACUCUUUUACCUGAUGAGUGGCGUAAGCUUAUGUUGAACACUCCAAUCAAUGCUUAUAGAUUUCACUCAUUGGUAUCAAAAAGAGGAGACGACGACUACUUUUCAUCUUACUUGGAUAAAUCUGACUUUGAAAAAAGUUUUAGUGUAGUUAAGACUCCUAUUUUAGUAUUAUAUGGUGAAAAGGAUGAAUCUGUUCCAAGUUUUGUUGAUCGUGAAAAAUUAGUUGAUUCUUGGAGACAAAGCACCGAUCCGAAAUACUGGAGUCCCUUGAGUAAAGUUUUGAAAGGUGCUACUCAUAACUGUGGUCCUGGCUCAGAUAAAGGUGCUGAGGAAGACUUAAUUCAAACAGUCUUGAAGUUUAUAAGCAAUAUUUGAUCGCUAUAAUUUCUCUCUUAGACUAUACUUGUUAUAUAUAUAAAUAUAUACACUUAC